This is a messenger RNA of Lentinula edodes (shiitake mushroom), 1808 nucleotides long. RefSeq lists its product as uncharacterized. The transcript has 2 exons. Lineage: Eukaryota; Fungi; Basidiomycota; Agaricomycetes; Agaricales; Omphalotaceae. Bases 67 to 1407 code for a protein of 446 amino acids. The record is from RefSeq and is a predicted model, not a curated record.
UUACCCUUUGGGAUAAAGCGAGAUCAGUAACCUCGACGAUAUGAUACACUACCGCCCACAUCCCCCAUGCGCUGGCAGCCCACCAUUUCCACUGUAGCAGACAUGUUCGCCAAUCCUCAGGCAGGAGUCUCAUCGUCAACCAUUUUUCGCUUGCAAAAUCCUCUUCAAAGUGAUUUCACUCAGACUCUUUCUGGUAAAGGGUACAGGCGGGCCAACCGACAAACAAGCUUGGGAUCCUUGAUGCUUAAUCCUCCGUCGCCAACAUCCAUGCACCCUGCUAGUUCAGACCGUGAUGCUGACUGGAGCGUAUGGCAGAACGAUUUGCGUACAGCAUUUGGUGAAGACCAGUCCGUUUUGACAGAAGUAGAUGUCAUUCAAUCCGUCCCGCAGUCCUUCGGAAGCCGCGUUCCCAAACCUUUGCCAUCAAAUCAUUCAGACACAAAUACCCUCAAGCCUCCGAGUUUAGUGGAGGCGGAACGAAACCCGGAGAAAGAAAAAUCUAGAAUUGUUCGGCUGGCAAAUCUCGUCGAGCAGGCACGCGAGCGCAGUCGAUGUGUUAAUGAACAUAAUAGAGUUGGUGCCUUCGUUGUUGGCGACCUUUCUAUCACUAAGUCUGCGAUGGUCGGCCGCAGCACCAGGAAGUCAAGUCCGAAUUGUACUUCGGCAGCCGAAUCCCCUUCUGAGUCUCUUUCAACUGCCAUCGUCGUCAUGGAUAUUGAAUCAGAUGUAGAAACCCCUUGGCAUUUAUCUAGACGCAGGUCGAGGACUCUAUCCUCAGGCUCAGCCCAACAUCUCAUGCCUUCCGUUCGCUCUUCUUCUUCCUCUUCCGCUCAGUCUUCCCCGCUCUGCGUUACACCUGAACUCCCUGAGGUUCCAUUACCCCUUCUUCCCCAAUCUGUGCCCAUUUAUCAUAUGAGUGGUAAAAGAGACAUAUCUUCCGAUAACAUUCUAACUACCUCCACAUCGGAUGUGUAUCCUUUGGAGUCGUCGGUUGCACAUAUGGCACUGCAUCAUAGUACACCUUCGAUUGACACCGAUUCAUCGAGUAUAAAGCAUGUACACUGCGAAUCUACUACAGCCCUACCUUCCACCUCCACAUUGUUAUCUUCGGAUGCGAACGCAUCUUGGCGCGCGGAGCAUGGCCCCUCUUACCUUUCUCGUUCACAACGGCGUCUCGCACGCACUGUGAUUAACCCGUCCUGUCAUGAUGUCCAAAACUACCUAUAUGAAGGGGGACAGACGGGUGUGGUCAGCGGAGGGGUCAUGCUUGGGCCCCAAGUUCAGGGAAAGAAAUCGGGGCAAAGAUGUCCUGCUACUCCGAAGGGACGGGAACAGCAUCAGCACCGAAAGACUAAAAAGGCGCAGGGAAAAAGACCGCCGAAACCAAAGAAUGCACAAUCUACAUAGACGGUCAACGUGCGGGACGGGAUCAGGAUUUAUUCUGGAAAGGUUACCAUUUCGCCCAUUCGAAAAAUGCUCUAGCCUUUGUUCCAGCCUUUUUCGCAACCUCCAGAUUGAUCUCGCGAUGCUUCUAGAUUAUCUCUUCGUUUUAUUAUUUUGUAUUACUACAUCUGCUGUCGUCGUUCCCUACACACUGUACAAGUUUGGCUUCUGAUCUACACUACGCUGUCUCAUUCCCUCCCUAUCCUUCCAUCUGUACUACCAAACCAUAUUUCCUACAUUAUUAUUGCAUAUAGGCAAAAGGCUCGUUCAAGUAUUAAAUGCUUGCGGAGUAGUGUAUAAUCGUCGACUCAACAUAGUUAGAAAUGUCAUCAUCUGUAAAUGACCUUCACUUAUUUAAUCUGACC